Molecule: messenger RNA, 2487 nt
Organism: Aspergillus luchuensis
Lineage: Eukaryota; Fungi; Ascomycota; Eurotiomycetes; Eurotiales; Aspergillaceae
Product: putative C6 transcription factor Prf
Exons: 6
Coding region: 1-2487 (828 amino acids)
Biological process (GO): DNA-templated transcription; regulation of DNA-templated transcription
Cellular component (GO): nucleus
Molecular function (GO): zinc ion binding; DNA-binding transcription factor activity, RNA polymerase II-specific; DNA binding
Source: RefSeq, a predicted model, not a curated record
AUGGCUGAUAAUGCCAAUCGUCUACCAGGGCAGACUCAAGCUUCUCCAUCCCAGCCACAGCUGAGUGCAGCGCAUGAAGAGGCAGCGCCGAUUGCCGCAGAGAAUCACAAUCCAAACAGCCAUUAUAUUCCCCGCCCUAAGCGUAUCGCAUGCGUUCUUUGCCGAAGGAGGAAAUUAAGAUGCGAUGGAAAGAGACCCAGUUGCGGGACAUGCUCUCGGUUAGGUCAUGAAUGCAUAUUCGAUGAAGUGCGCAAGAAAAGCGGCCCAAAGCGGGGUUAUGUGAAGCAGCUAGAAGCACGUCUGGCCCAGGUCGAAACUCUACUUAGAAAUCAAGGAGCACAAGUACAGCAAAGCCAGGGCAAUAGUCCUAUUGCUUCAGUGAUAACCCAUUCGGCUGGCGCGCCCGGUAUCUCUCCCCAGGAUGGUGUUCAUAUGCAGUCUCCGGAGGGAGAGGCCGAUCCUAUCUCUUCGACUCCCACAUCGUAUCAUGCAGGAGCAGCAAGCAGCGAUAAUCCCCAAGGUAGCUUGAUAAGCCUGGGGCUGGAAGAACCCCUUCCCACGCAGGAGGUUAUUGAUGAGCUGACUGCGAUAUAUUUCAAGAAGAUACAUCCUCGACUUCCCAUGAUUCACCGCCCAAGGUAUUUGGCAGCUGCAAGCCUUGCUCCUGCCUCACGGCCUCCUAUAUGCUUACAGUACAUGAUUUGGUGCCAUGCGGCGUCUGUCACGGACAAGUACUCCAGUCUUCACAGUAUUUUCUACGAGCGAGCUCGUAAGUACGCCGAAUUGGACGAGUUAGAAGGUCUUGGUGAGCGUGUGGUGUCUAUCUCACAUUGUCAGACCUGGGUACUCAUCGGCACAUAUGAGUUCAAAAUGAUGUUUCUUCCUCGAGCGUGGCUGAGUGUUGGAAAAGCUGCCAGAUUGGCGACGAUGCUAGGUCUAUGUGGUAUAGAUGAAGAUGGUCUCAACGUCAAACAGACCUUGCCACCUUCCAAGGACUGGUCUGAAAAAGAAGAGCGAAGGAGAGUAUUUUGGAUGGCUUUCUGUCUCGAUAGAUACGCAAGUGUCGGUACUGGAUGGCCUGUCUCGUUUGAUGAAAGAGAUAUCUUCACGAAUCUUCCAGCGUCUGAGGAAUCAUUCAUCGAUAACAACCCGCAACAGACUGGUCGUCUCGCAGACAUACUGAUAACCGGGAAUAUUUCCACAAUGUCUACUUUUGCACGAGUCGUGAUAUUAGCUUGCAUGUUUGGGAAGAAUGUCGCACAUCUGCAUCGUCCUGAUCCCCAAGAUAAUGAACAUGAUCUCACUGGACUGUACUGGCAGCGGCACCGUGCCUUUGAUAAUCUCCUACUCCACUUUGCGCUCUCCAUGCCGAGUCAUCUGCGGCUGACAGUCUUGACGACCGACCCGAACAUUAUAUUCUGCAACAUGGCUAUUCACACAGCAACGAUUUGUCUGCAUCAAGGGGCAAUAUUCGUAGCGGAAAAGAACAAAAUGCCAGAGCAGAUCGCCACCGAGAGUAAGCGACGGUGUAUACUAGCUGCCGAUCAAAUCUCCAACAUAAUGAAGAUGAUCAUUCAUCUAGAUCUGAGUGUUAUGGACCCAUUCAUGGCGUUUUGUAUCUACGUGGCCGCGCGGGUCUUUAUCCAAUACCUGAAAUUUCGCCCCAGUGACUCCGCUGCACGUUCAUCUCUACAAUUUGCCUUUUCUGCCCUCGAUGCCUUCAAAGAAAAAAAUCCGCUAGCAGAACCAUUCGUCAUGCAACUUGAACUUGAUAUUGGUGGAACUGCCUUUGGAGAUGUUCGCGCUUCGAAAACGAUGUGUAUCGCGUCCCAUAUACCGACUUGCGCGAACAAUACACAAACUGCAAACCAAUCAAGAGGCCAGGACGACAAUACAACCCCGGAUCACGCUCAAAGGACUUCUGGAUCCACGCCCACUGAAUAUGCAAGUCAACAGACUACCACUGAAACGCCACCAGGCCGACCAAGCAAAACAAUUCACAGCGGCUCUGUAACAUCCAAUCAUGCAGCACCGACCAGAAAUGGCAAUAAUAUUCCAAAUUUGGAUACGAACAUGUCUUCUACAUCCAACGGGAACGCCAACACCCACCAGUCAACCAACUCCAUACCCUCACACCUAGCUUCCACUCAGAACAACCUCGCCUACUUGGGACCAGCGACAUACCCCUCAUCCACACAAGUCCCUAUACAGCCAGAACUAUUCUCCCCCAGUGUCUUCGCUCCGUUCCAAUACGGAACCAACACUGUCUUUCCCAACCAGUCAACUCAGCUCGAUCCCACGAGAUCCGGAAACCCCCUCACUACCGAUCCUACAUGGAAUACCACACAGAAUCCUAUACCUGACCUAGGCGAUGGAGACCUAGUCAAUAAUUCGUCUAAUGGCCCCGAAGCUCUCAGCGAUGCUCCGUGGGCAUUACUCGCCUCAGGAGGCUGGGAGUCAUGGCAAGGGUUGAACUUCAUGCCUUGA